UAAAUCCGCGAAAUAACGUUUUAAUGUUUUGAUCACGUGACCAGUUACUUGCGCAGAGUGAAAACAUUGCGAGUUGGUCCGAGUUGAUUCGACAACCUUAAAGGGACGUGAGACAUCGGGAUGAAUCAGGCGAAAAUUCCAGGGUGCAGUGACGUUAAAAUAUCCUCAAACCGCCGUCUUUCAAAAGACAAGAUGUUUAUGAAUGACUAUGAGUGAUUUUUAUGGGCGAUUGGUGAAAAAUGAAACCAGAAAAAGGACCUAAUGAAAUGGAAGAAAAGAUGUUUGACCCUCAAGAGCUCUUCACAGAGAUAGCCCUGUUGAUAACAGAGGCAAGGAUUCCCGACAUGUCCCCCAAAGGUCGGAUUGAGGGACCACACUGUCCCCCUGCUAAGGGGGUGAGAUACCAUGAGUGUGAUCGCCACAAACUACAGUGUCGAAGGGCUAGUGACCUGGCGAGUGUACAGGAAGUGCUCUGGGUGAACCAGAUCCCGAUGCGUAUCGACGUUCUGCUGUUCCCGGACUGCGAGCACGGAUAUCGCGAGGAAGUCGUCAUUGAGGGCGCCACCUUCUCGUGUGAGGAUGAUUUCCUUCUGCUGGAACGAUGGGACGUGCAGCUGGUCAAGAAAAGGUCCUCCGAGAGACUGGAGGGGUUUGUGAAUGGACGGACCCACCUGCAGAUGAUACAGAGUUACCUGCACUUUUCACAGCUCAGUUCGUGGCUCAUAUCAACACAGGGUUGUCUCCCUGCCAGGGUGGUGUACAGAAUCUAUGCACCAGGAGAAGCCGUGGGUUAUUCGUUCAGCCACUUGCCUGUCGUCCACAGUUUCCCAUCAGCUGAACUCGAUUUUGCCAUUAUGCAGAGCAGUGUGGCUCAUUUGCCAAGGCAGGAAAAAGUGGCAUCCUUGAGAUGCAGGACAGAGCCUGGAACUGAUGAGAAACCCAUUAGACAAAGAAAAACACUGGACGAAAGCAAAAUCAAACGAUCAAAGCCAAAAUUUGAGAAUUCCAAUAAUCCUGUACCUUCCACUUCAAAGUUAUCUGAAAGUGAAGGUAAAAAUGAUAGAUUUACUUUCACAGAUAAAAACCAGACUGCCACUUCCUUGGAAAAGAAGAAUACUUGGAAGUCAAAUGAGGAUAUACUGACACAGAAGCCUCCCAUUGGUAGAAAAAAUUGUGAAGAUAAAAAAGCCACCAAUCAAGAGUCAGUGUUACUCCAUGCCCCAAGUCACACUCCGAAGAGAAAAGUAGACCAGCUUUCUCCGACCAUGAAACUAAGGCAUGAAUUCCCAGAAAGUAGUUCCUCUCCACAUACCAACCCACCAUGUUCUUCUAGUUGUGAUAUUGACAUAGAUGAUAAAGAGGAUGAAUUUCUUUUUCCGUGUUCGUCGUCAACACCAACAAAUGUUCAGCAAAAACAUAAUGCUGAAACCGAUACAGUUAAGAGUAAACAUGAAAAACAUGAAUUAUUUAAAAGCCAGAAAUGUUUGAAACCAAACAGCUUGUCUGUGAGCACAAAUAACAAUUUUAUAGGAACCAAAAGAUUACCUAGCCCCAAAGUGAUAGUAUCUGGAAGCAAGAAACCUGACCCAUCAAUAUUUAAGAAAAGAUGCAUAGAUCUGAACUUGACUGAAUCAAAAAUGGAGAAUUUAGAGGAUAUGAUGAGUGUUCCUUUAAAACCGGUGGAAGAGUUUACUUCUAGUGAUCUGCAUGAUCUCAUAAAGCCACUAUAUCCGAGUGAUUUAGAGGCUUUUUUAUCUAGUCUUUCGCAAAAAGCUCCAAGGGUGCAUGGAUCAUCCAAACUGGAGGAUAUUCCUACCACUAAAUGUAGUUUCUACAUUGAAGAGGAUGCAGAUAUUGAUUCUGAGAAGAGAACACCAAAACGACCUCAAGAGAAUUCAAAGUAUCCAGAUUCUUGCAAUUUAAUCCAAAGUCUUUCAAAUGGUGCAAUGCAAGGGAGUGAAAUGAACUCAAAGUCACAUAGAAGAAAUCUUUUCGAGAACUUUGACUCCGAUAGUAAUUCAAAAGAUUCUAUAGUGACCACUGAUGGAAAAACUAAAAAGUUUCAAAAUGGUGUAAAAGAUACGUCUGUAGAACUGAACAUUAGUUUAGAAAAGUCUUUCAAUAAAUAUUCUGGAAAUACAGAGGGAACUGUUUUAUCUCAGCCAGUUUGUGUAUUAAACAAAAAUUCCUGCAUGAUCACAGAAGACAGUGUGAAUGUUAAUUCACAAAGAGACUUAACUGUGUUGCCAAGGAAGACUUUCCAAAACUUAACUCAAAUACCUUCAAAUUCAAGGGAGGUAAUGCCAAAUGAAAUGUGCAUUUCUUCUCCAAAAGUUAAACGUUCAAAUGAUGUUUCGCAUUUAGCAGAAAACCUGGAAUCCAUGGACAUUGAUGAAAGUUCUCAUUGUGUACUUGAUCAAGAAGUUGCCCAUCAUUUCAGUGAAGCUAAUAUGAAUCAUUUAAAUUCCCUAUCUGGAGACAGCAUUGACGAUUGCAAAACACCAACCAAUGACACUUUUGACAUGGAAAUCUGUGAUAAAAAAUCUGUAACCGAUAAAUUGGCAUGUGCUAUUGAUGGCAAUCGUAAGUCUGUUGAUAGUGUCACUGCGCGCAAGACUGAGACAAAAGUGGCUAACUCUUGCGCCUCGCCUACACCAAACUCGAGUACCUGUGAUCAAAAACUUGUUCGUGAUCUUUCACUAUGCAAGCAGCUUCUUCAGCGAGAAUUCCAACACAACAUGUCCCAGGAGAUGCUGACCAAGAAUUCCCAGAAGUGCCAUUCCCGAACGUACAAAUCCCUUCCGUCCCCAGACGACAUCAAGCAAUUCCAGUUUGUGAUGGGUAGAAGUACCAGCGCAGUGUUCAACUCUAGCACUGGUCUACCAUCCAGAUCAAGUCCAGCACCACUGAAAAAGAGAUCCAGUACACAUUUUGAUUAUGACUGCUCCUUGACUAAUAUACGCUCCAUAAAAAAUGCCAUGUCUUGCUCCAAGCUCUCUAUGAGGUCCGACGUAGACACAGACUCCAUGGAGGACACCAAAGUCCUCAGUACCAGUGCACCUGCCUCCACCAACUGCCUGCUGGGAAACUUUGAGGAAUCAGUCUUGAACGGUCGUAUAGAACCGGUGGGUGUGGUGCAAGGGUUCACGGUAGAGAUCGGAGCAAGCGGUUCGUUCUGUCCAAGACAUGUCACUCUGCCAGUGGUGUCCUACUUCUUCCAACUCUCAGACGACAAUGCACCAUCUCCAUAUCUGGGCUAUGUUAACCUGGAACCAUUGGGCAAGAGGGGUUACCAUGUACCCAGGAGUGGAACAGUCCAAGUGACGCUGUUUAACCCAAACAGAAGCGUGGUGAAGAUGUUUGUAGUGAUGUACGACCUUUCUGACAUGCCACCAAACUGCCAAACGUUCCUACGGCAACGCACCAUGUACAUGUCUGUCAAGGAAAAUAGCUCGGAGCAAUCUUACCUACGCUACCUCAUUCAUCUAAGAUUUCAAAGCAGGAAGUCUGGCAAAAUCUACCUCCAUACAGAUCUGCGGCUAAUCUUUGCGAGGGACAAGUUUGAGUUUGAUCCACGCGUUGGAAAUUACGAGCUUCGGUCGUUCACCGAGGGACCUGAAAACCCCAAGUUCUCACCAAAAAGAUGAUGAGGGGUGUAUGUUAGCGAUUUCAAAGAUAUUUAGUUGUUUUCCACCUCAAUUUUCUGAAUGUUUCUGUUAAUAAUGCUUGAUUGCUUUUUAUUAGUGAUUGAACCAAAAAUAUAGUUGUUUUCCUCCUCAAUUUUUGUGAAUUUCCACCUCAUGUGAAUGUUUGUAAGAUAGUGAACAAUACUGGCAUAGCUUUUGCCAUGGAAGUUUUAAAUUUUCGAAGCUUUUUCUGAAAAUCUUAUUUCCUUAAUUAGAUUUUACCACAAAAUGUUAAAUCCUCACCCAGCUAUUUUUGAAAUUUCAUUCAAUAUUGAUCACCAACAAAUCAACAAUAAGCUCUUCUGUGUCUAAAACAUGUAGUUUAAUUGCUUAUUACUUUAUUUCCCACUGCCGUGAAAAGGUCAGUUUUCAAAUCAAAUUUUUCUAUUAAUGACAUUCAUGAAAACUUGUCUCAUAUUGCACAUGAUACAGCCUCAGGCACAGAAGAAACAGCAACUUUUGUGUGAAGAUAAAUUAAACAAAUUAUCACCCUUGUCAGUCAGCCGAUGUGCUUGCAGUUUUAGAGCUAUGCCUGCUGCAUAUUUCACAAGAACCAUUUUCCCAUGAACCAGUUCAUUAUUAUAAAAUAAAAAACAUGCCUGGCUUUUAAUUGUCAAUAGUCAGUUAAAGUGAUCACUUUUUCUGAGAACUGCUUCCAUAACAUUUUCACUAGCCUAUAUUACUUUGUUAGUGAUUUAAGUGGAAAUACUAGCAUAUGUUUCAAACUUUCAAUUGAUAUUUGUGCACUGAUAUUGCAUGUACUUAAAAUAGACACUUAUACACACACAAGCUUGUUUGUGAGUUUAUAUAAUUUUAGCCGUUUUAUGCAAAAAUGGGUCUUUUGCCAUUUGCUCCCAAUUUAACUCGAGACCAGGAUUGGCAAUGGAGCAGUCUGGUAAGGAACGGCGCUGACCAGUGUAAAGUCAUGUAAAGCUUUUGUGGUCUCUUGCACAUAUGGCAGAAGACCCAUUUUUGCAUGGCAAGGCUCAUAUAAAAGUUUUGGACAGUGUUCAUUGUACAUAGGGUAGUUUGUCAUAAGGUUAAGUAUGAAUGUUUUAUUAUUAUUCGGGCACUUUUAUGGAUUGGAAAUCAGUUGCGCUCCGGGGAAAACCCAUCUAAAUGCAUGUGUGUAAAGUGUCUGGACUAGAGUUUUUUCCUUCAAAUGAAAAAUUCAAUACAAGUUGAAAGUGUUAUCCCUAAAAAUCUGGGGUGACUUAUUUUGUACAUACAUUCAGCUCAGUUUUCCCACACAGGUACACACAUGUUGUUGAUUGUACACAUUCAGUGUGUAGAAAUGCAGGCUAUUGAUUGUGCUAACAUAGAAAAUUAUUGAAAUAUGGGUCAUCAGUUACGUAUACAUGUAAUGGUUUAUAUGUUUGUUGGAUAUAUGAAUUUUAUCUGUAUAUUUUAUUAUACUUGAUACUUGGUUUGGUGACUUUAAUCUGCCUUAUGUAGCUUUUUGUAUGUAAGCUGACUGUUUGACUUUUAUCUGCAAUGUAUCAUGACCAGUUUUUCUGAAAGACUUUUAUUGCAAUGGAUCAAGUACUAUUUUAGUUAAGAAAGUUGAUUGGUUUAUAUUUAUUUUGUAUUAUUACAGUAUAUUGUUAUUUUUCAGUUUUACCUAACAGUACAUGUAUAUGCAAUAUUUCAUACCUGUUUGUGUAUUUUUAGCUCAUCUGAGCACAAUGUGCUCAUAGUGAGCUUUGGUGAUUGCCUUUUGUCCGUUGUGCGGCGGCAACAUUUGCCUUGUUCACAUUCUAGAGGCCACAUGUAUUGCCCUAUCUUCAUGAAAUUUGGUCAGAAGAUGUGUGCCAAUGAUAUCUCAGACAAUUUCGAAAAUGGUUCCGAUUGGUUGAAAAACAUGGCCGCCAGGGGACGGGGCAUUUUUCCUUAUAUGACUAUAGUAAAACGUUCUUAACACUCUAGAGGCCACAUUUAUUGUCCGAACAUCAUGAAACUUGGUCAGAAGAUUGGUACCAAUGAUAUCUUGGGCGAGUUCGAAAAUGGUUCCGGUUGCUUAAAAAACAUGGCCACAAAAUCCCUCCAGGGGCGAGUAUUUUUCCUUAUAUGGCUAUACAUGUAUAUGGCUAUAGUAAAACUUUGUUUACAUUCUAGAGGCUAUUUAUUGUCCGAUCUUCAUGAAACUUUGUCAGAAGACUUCUCCCAAUAAUAUGUUGUACGAGUUUGAAAAUGGUUACGCUUGGUUGAAAACAUGUCUGCCAGUGGGUGGAGCAUUUUUCCUUAUAUGGCUCAAGUAAAAAACUUGUUAACAUUCUUAAGUCACAUUUAUUGUCCAAUCUUCAUGAAACUUGGUUAGAAAAUUUGUUUUGAUGAUAUCUUGGAUAAGUUUGAAAAUUGUUCUGGUCUUUUAAAAAAACAUGGCUGCCAGGGGGCCAUUUAUAGUUUAGUCUUCAUGAAACUUGAUAAGAACAUUUGUUCUAAUGAUAUCUUGGGCUGCACAAAACUGGUCAGUUCCUUUGUAUUUUAGGUGAGCAACUUUGGGCCUUUCAGGCUGUCUUGUUAAUUCUUUUUAUUUAAUGAUAAUCAAGAUACUCGGUUUUCAGAAAAUUACUUUAUUCAUUCACUUUUACUUGUUUUGUUAGAUUAUUGUUUUAACUGCCUCUCUUAAGAAUGUCUUUUUAAACUGUUUAAUUGUUGAUGUUGGUGAAGAUACAAAGAAACUAGUGUUAAAGAAAACAGCAUAGGUAUUGAUACAUUGAAAUUAAAAAUGUUAUUUUCUUUAGUUGUUUUCAAUAAAUGUUAACAUUUUUAGUGACAAUCAUCUAUUUGUGUUUUUGCCCCCGGAUCGAAAGAUCGGUGGUAUAUUGUUUUUGGCCUGUCUGUCAUUGUAUUUGUGUGUGUGUGUGUCCCAAAACUUUAACCUUGGUCAUAACUUUUGCAAUAUUCAAGACAGCAACUUGAUUCUUGGCAUGCAUGUGUAUCUCAUGGAGCUGCACAUUUUGAGUGGUGAAAGGUCAAGGUCAUCCUUCAAGGUCAAAUUUAUGGCUUCAAAGCGACGCAAUAGGGGGCAUUGUGUUUCUGACAAACACAUCUCUUGUUUAUUUAAUGGUUAAUUUAUGUGGUGUGCAUUGUGAUUGAUAAGUAAAAACUGAUACAUGAACACGCAUACCUGUUUUUAUAAAAAUAAGUUUAAUCAACAUUUGGCUUCAUUGCCUUUUAUUAUAUAACAGAGGUGUCAAUUUUCAGGUUUAUUCCUGAAUUCAGGAUUUAAGCCCUCAAGGAAAACUUUUGAUAUUGAUAUAAAUCAGAGGAUUGUUUUGGUAUUUUAAGCAUUCUUGUCACAAAAUGUCACUCUUAAACACAAAUUAUUGACCUUUGGCAAAUUGUUUACAAAGGAAACAUAAUUUAAUGAAUCAUUAAAACUCUUUUGACUCUGGUACCCAAAUUCUAGGAUGAUUUUCAGGAUUUUAGAUAUUGGUAAAUUGACACCUCUGUAUAAUAAAUAAGUAUAGCCGUCCUAUGGUCCUAUAAGUUAAACCAUACGGGAAUAUGUCAAACAAUUAGGAGAUGUUCAAUGAUAUCAUACAUUUAUUUUUAUUUGUUUGGAUUUUAUAUGAUACAAAUAUUUAAUUAUGUUAGUUUAUAUAUUUUUAUUAAGGACAUAAUGAAUAAUUACAAAAAUCUUUAAACAAGUCCCUUUUAGUCUAUGGUUGGGUAUGUAACUAUGGUGCUUAGUCAGUUUUCCUUGCAACCUGCAUCUUCGUUUAAGUUCUCCACUAUUAUAUUUUGUUAAGAACAUGGAGUGAAUGUUUGUUGUUAAAAUGCUAACUGUAUAAACCUCUUAACAUCUUUGCAAAGUAUGCACUUUUUCUUUUUGUCAAAUCAUAUAUAUAUAUCAGUAUCUGUACUUUUUAAAUUGCUUUACAUGGAGUAAAUAUUAAUAAAAGUAUACUACAA
Molecule: messenger RNA, 7604 nt
Organism: Dreissena polymorpha
Lineage: Eukaryota; Metazoa; Mollusca; Bivalvia; Myida; Dreissenidae
Product: protein FAM214A-like
Source: RefSeq, a predicted model, not a curated record